Molecule: messenger RNA, 1123 nt
Organism: Hypoxylon trugodes
Lineage: Eukaryota; Fungi; Ascomycota; Sordariomycetes; Xylariales; Hypoxylaceae
Exons: 1
Coding region: 578-877 (99 amino acids)
Source: RefSeq, a predicted model, not a curated record
CCUUCAAAUCGAAUCGACCUCAAACUAGACCGGAUAAAUCAAAAUGCAUCUCAACAGAAUCAUCCUCGCCUUCUUCCUCUCUACCGCCACGUGCGACGACUCCAUUGACCCCGAAUACACCAGGGGAGAUCUCGUAGGCCUUGUGCCAGGUUGUCCCGAUUCGGGAAACUAUGAACAAUGCCAUGAGGUCACUACGCGCGCGUGCGAUAAAGGCAGGGCUGAACAUAAUUGGACCGAGUGUGAAUAUUUCAAAUGUUAUGAGUCGUCGGAGAUAGCCUGUGGUUAGUGUUUCCAUUCCGUGGGUCUCGCUCGGAUAUGCGAGGUUAGAUUAACUGACUGUAUCGCCAACUCUAGCAUUUGAACAUCAUUGCGAACUCAAACGUACUUCGGCUGGUGUGUGUGAAGGUAAUACUACGGCUAAGUGGAAUGAAUUCAUCAAUAAUGCCACGAAGCUCUCGUAUAAUUAGAGCCCAGAAGGAUGCAGAGCUCUAAGCCAAGCUGGAGGAUCCUCGCCAUUGCGUGCGUUUUGGUGUCGGCUGGAUAGUGGUCGAUCAGGGUCUCAGUGUAUAAAUAUGGCAUGGAGGAUUUGGUGGUAACGUGUACGAUUGUCAUUCUUUUCUUUCGAGUGAAAGCGAUAUUACUCGCUUGCUUUGUUUUUGAGACGUUUGGAGCAAGGAGGCCUGUGGUAGGACAACAAUCUAGAAAUAAACGGGAAUACCUUCAAAGGACCUUCAAUACAACAGAAGCACCCAUCAAUCAUCUCGGCCUUAACUAUCCCAGCUCAGAGGCGCUCGUAGUGUGUUCGUCUCCAGUCAGGAUCCCGUACCUCAACAUACAGCUGUGUUUUGGUAAAACUUACCUUGCAAAUAACCCAUGACAUGGUGAUACCUGCAUCAGUUCUAACACAGCGCGCGAAAAUCGCGACACCAACAAACGAUGCAGCAUUUAUAUCUCUCCCCGCAACCAUAGGCUCUUCAAGUCUCACCCUCCCCCAUAAACCUCGACAUUCUCACGACAUCGAAUCAUAUAUUCAAACUCGAUACCAACAACAAUCAACAUGCACUUCAGCAUCCUAACCCUCCUCUCCUCUAUCGCACUCACUAUCACCGCCCCUCCCCCUCCC